Protopterus annectens (West African lungfish) is the source of this 2349-nucleotide messenger RNA. Its product is annotated as chloride anion exchanger-like. The record is from RefSeq and is a predicted model, not a curated record. Gene Ontology annotation, molecular function: secondary active sulfate transmembrane transporter activity; bicarbonate transmembrane transporter activity; chloride transmembrane transporter activity. Bases 1 to 2349 code for a protein of 782 amino acids. Gene Ontology annotation, cellular component: membrane. NCBI's taxonomy places the organism in Eukaryota, Metazoa, Chordata, Ceratodontiformes, Protopteridae. Gene Ontology annotation, biological process: transmembrane transport. The transcript has 19 exons.
AUGAGAUACCCAGACAGGCGAAAUUAUGUUGUGGCAAGGCCACUGUACUCUGAAAACAGUUUCAACCAGGAACAUGAGAAGGUGCACCGCUACCAUACUACAUUCAUUGAUCACUUGGUUGUAUUCUUCAGUUGUACCAAAGAUAAAGCAAAGAGAAUGCUUUUCACAUUCUUGCCUAUUUUGUCUUGGCUGCCUGCAUAUCCUUUUAAAGAAUGGUUACUGAGUGACGUUGUAUCUGGCCUCAGUACUGGACUCAUUGCUGUUCUUCAAGGUCUUGCAUUUGCCCUGUUGGUCUACAUUCCCCCUGGAUAUGGAUUGUAUGCAGCGUUCUUCCCUGUCUUGACGUAUUUUGUCCUUGGUACCUCCAAACAUAUAUCAGUGGGUCCUUUUCCAGUAUUAAGCCUAAUGGUGGGAACAGCUGCACUCAGAUUAGUCCCAAAUGAUGGCUCAGUAGGAUCCCUUGGUAACAAUACUUUCCCUGCUGACCUUUCAGAAGAAGAACAACGAGUUUUGGCAGCUGCGUCAAUAACAGUGCUUGCCGGAAUAUUUCAGUUAGCGCUGGGAAUUUGUCGAGUUGGGUUCCUCGUUAUCUACUUAUCCGACCCUCUUGUAAGUGGUUAUACUACAGCGGCUGCUGUCCAUGUCUUUGUGUCCCAGCUGAAGUUUGUGCUUGGCCUGAAUGUUCCUGGAAUUGGUGGAAUACUAUCAUUGUUUAAAACCCUGGAGAAAAUUUUUACUCAGAUCACCCAAACAAACAUUGCCGACCUUGUUGCAUCCAUCAUCAUCAUGGUUUGCGUAUUUGUAUUUAAGGAAAUCAAUGAUCGUUAUAAGUCAAAGUUACCAGUGCCAAUUCCAAUUGAAGUCAUUAUGACAAUUAUAGCUUGCGGUCUUUCAUAUGCCUUCAGCUUUGAUACAAGAUUCGAUAUGCAGAUUAUUGGAAACAUAACCAAAGGAUUUCAGACUCCAGUGACUCCUUCUCCUGACAUUUUCCAGGAAGUUGUUGCAGAUGCAUUUUCAAUCAGUAUUGUUGCCUUUGCAGUUGCCUAUUCUGUUGCAAAGGUCUACUCAAUGAAACAUGACUACGUCAUCAAUGGCAGCCAGGAGCUAAUAGCAUUUGGUAUAAGUAACAUAUUUUCUGGAUGUUUCCGUGGAUUUGCAUCAAGUACAGCACUCUCAAGGUCAGCUGUGCAAGAGAGUACAGGAGGGAAGACACAGAUCGCUGGUCUGAUUUCAGCUAUGUUGGUCUUGAUUGUUAUUGUUGCUAUCGGAUUUCUUCUCGAACCACUUCCAAAGUCUGUUCUAGGAGCUCUAGUUCUUGUGAAUCUGAAAGGCAUGUUAAUGCAAGUGACUGAAAUUCCUCGGUUGUACAAAAAGGACAGGUUUGACUGUAUGGUGUGGGUCAUGAGCUUUGUUGUGGUGAUUAUUUUAGGACUCGACCUCGGACUGGCUGCUGCUGUUGGAUUUGAACUACUAACAAUUGUAUUUAGAACACAGUUCCCAAGAUGCAGAGUUUUGGGUAACAUCAAGGGAACAGAUAUCUACAGGGACAGAAAGGACUACUUAGAUAUCUAUGAGCCUGAAGGAGUGAAGAUUUUCAGAUGUCAAGCUCCAAUCUUUUUUGCUAAUAUCGACUUCUUUAGGGAAAAGCUGAUAACAGCUGUUGGAUUUAAUCCAAUUCGAAUACUUCGUAAACGUAACAAAGCUUUAAGAAAAAUCAAGAAACUCUGGAAGAAAGGGGAGCUUGAGAUAACCCAAAAAGGGAUGAUCUCCUGUACCAUUUUGAAUAACAUCGACACAGACGAUGAAAUUGACAACCGAAACAUUGAAGAGCUUGACCAGCCCACAGAUACUACAGAGCUGCCUUUUCAGAUUGACUGGAAUGCAGAACUUCCUGCCAAUAUUCGAGUACCCCCGGUUGACUUCCACAGUAUAAUUUUGGAUUUUGCAGCAGUCUCCUUCCUGGACUAUUCUGCAAUGAAAGGAAUAAAAUCAAUUUUGAAAGAAUUCAUUCGGAUUAAUGUGGACAUGUACAUUGUGGACUGUGACAUUGAACUGCUGGAAAAAUUGGAAAGAUGUCAGUUUUUUGAUGAUGAGAUCACAAAUUCUAUCUUCUUCCUCACUGCUCAUGAUGCUGUCCUGAAUAUAUUAGAAAAACACGAUCCAACAAAUCAUCAGUGCAUUCACAUGGCGGAUGGUAUGUCUAUUAUCUCAGCAGUAGAUGCUCCACAUGAAUUGAAAGAGCGUAUGCGAGAGAAAUGGGAUAAUAUCACCAAACAUCAUGAUAAUCCACUUUUGGUUCUGGCAUUUGAGCAACAUAAGAAUGGCAAGAGUCUCAAGAGAAAGCGCUGA